Molecule: messenger RNA, 1098 nt
Organism: Mauremys mutica (yellowpond turtle)
Lineage: Eukaryota; Metazoa; Chordata; Testudines; Geoemydidae
Exons: 7
Coding region: 62-949 (295 amino acids)
Source: RefSeq, a predicted model, not a curated record
GCUACCGUGCGGGGGGGUGGGGUUAAACCAGGUUUCUGUCCACUCCAGCCCGUCACUUGUCAUGCAGCAGCAGCAAACUGAGCUCAUGGCCCCGCAGGCCAGCCCAGAGGCAGGAGAGCUCCCCCAGGAGUUGCCAGCUGCCCAGACAGACUCUGAAUCCUCCCUGGCCAGGUUCUUCCACCACAUUGUUCCGCUGGGGCUCUUCAGUUCCCUGGCCCGGCUCCUCCACAAGCUCUCGGCCUGGGGCGGCCCGUCUGUCCCUGUGGAGAACAUUGGCAGCCUGGAUGAUCGCGCCCCUUCCCUGGACAGGCCUGUGCGGCACGCCAAGAAGCGUCUCGGCAGACUGGCGCACCUCCUGUUCGCCAUCAUCCCCGCCAGGUUCCAGCGUGCCCUUGGCUACCUGCCGGCAGACUGCAUGGGUCAGAGCGGGAUCCCUGAGGAGAUCCAGAAAAGUCCAGUCAAGCCUUCAGGCAAAGGGAGCAAAAGGAAACAAGAUGAUGUUGCUCUGGAGGAGCAGCAGUCCUGGGUGGAGAUCUUGCAGCAAGAGCUGCCGGAGGAGGACGAGGCCGAAGACUCUACCUAUGAGCCAACGCGAUCGGAGACGGACUCUGAGGAAUACAGGUCCCAGAACGAGACAGAGACCGACCUGGAGUUUGAAGAGAAAGACGGGGUCCUGGUGCUGAAGGAAUCGCCGAGUCUGCAGGAGUCUGGCGAGCACAUGCUGGCUGCAGCAAGCAGCAAUACCCAGGAGCAGCAGGCUGCAGCGGGCGGCGGCGGGGACGCCCAGGAGCAGCAGGCUGCAGCGGGCGGCGGCGGCGGGGAUGCCCUGGAGCAGCAGGCUGCAGCGGGCGGCGGCGGCGGGGACGCCCAGGAGCAGCAGGCUGCAGCGGGUGGCGGUGACUGGGAUGAAGUGAUUAGUGAGGAUGUCUCUCCCCUGCACACAGGAUAAAUGGGGCCCCUGGACUCCUGGACCAAGUUUCUAUUUUUCCAUAGUGGCUGCUGUGGCUUUGAAAUGCCUGGUUCUCCCCUAGCCAGCUUUGCCCUGUGAAUGUGGAUUAAACUGUCUUAUAAAAUGCAAUGUUCAUAUUUUGGAACCUG